Molecule: messenger RNA, 1248 nt
Organism: Ciona intestinalis (vase tunicate)
Lineage: Eukaryota; Metazoa; Chordata; Ascidiacea; Phlebobranchia; Cionidae
Source: RefSeq, a predicted model, not a curated record
GGUUGGCAAGAAGCCACAGAUGCUUUGUAUGCUUCAAGGAAAGGAUUUCAUAAUACUUCAAUGGUGUAUUGUAACUUCUUAAACAAUCUACAAGAGAAGAAGAAAUGGGGAAUCUUGCGCCCCGUGAUAAGUUUUCUACAGUCAGAGAUUGGGUAUUUUCAAAUGGGAUCUGAGAUAUGCAAGAAAGACAUUGGAGAGACUUUGACCAAACUUAAUGAAAAUUUAACAAAGUUAGAGGAGCAAGCCCGUGAGAAGCGGGACCUAGAUGUUGAGCGUAUGGACAGAUUGGAUGCUGGAAGCACAAGAUCUUACAUCCCGGAUCCUCCAUCCUCCAUGGACUUCCCGGAUCUUGCAGUGGAUCGAUCGCGGACACAAAUCAGCGGAUAUUUAUUUUAUAGAAGUCGAGGUGGUUUACUAUCCCAAUGGCAUCGAAGUUACUUCUUCACUCAAGGUGGGAACUUAAUGCAACAAUCCAAACGUGAGGUGGCCGGCCAAUUAUUUCUUGAUCUUGAUGCUUGUACAGUGGAUCGGAUCGAUACAGAUGACCGAAGGAAUGCUUUCCAGGUGACAUCAUCAGACAGCAGGCGUGUAGUUGUUUUACAAGGUGAAAGCAAACAUCAGUAUGAGGAGUGGAUGGCCACUAUUGGUAAUAUAUCGGCUGGUUUAUAUCUACAUGAUGAUCCACAGGCAGCUGCUGUAGAAACACAGAAGCAAGAUACUGCUGUGGUUGAAACUACAAGAGCUUUAAAUACUGAAGAGUCGAAACCCCCCAACCAAUCUGAACCUCCAGAUCGCAAAUCAUCAUCUCGUGGCUCGAGCUUCGAAACUAAACACGAGUCGUUACGUCCGUCCAUGUUUGAGAGAAUCAAACUUGCCGCGUCAUCGCUAAUUAAUUCUGAUGAGUCAUCGCCACAGGAGCAUACUCUAGCUCCCCCUAGUGAAGGAAGUGGUGACGGAAGCCUCGUAAGCCAAGAAAUGAAGAUCGAGAUAAAAGAACCGAUUCUGUUUGAUCUUCCGUCACCAUCCGUUACUACCAAUCCUACCCCUGUUAAAACUACACCACCAAGUGAUGAAGCGCCUGACCCCAUUAAACCCAGCAGUGAUGCACAACAACAACACAACAGUGUUGCCGAUAAUCUAACAGAAGAAUCAGCUUUUAAAGCCAUGUUUGUUGUGCGAUUCUUGGGCUGUAAGCGGGUUGACCCGGACUGCGACUUGGACAACUCGAUAUCGGAGACGCUUUGGAAA